Messenger RNA from Salvelinus fontinalis (brook trout), 3119 nucleotides. Its product is annotated as homeobox protein Hox-C8a-like. Gene Ontology annotation, molecular function: DNA-binding transcription factor activity, RNA polymerase II-specific; RNA polymerase II transcription regulatory region sequence-specific DNA binding. Gene Ontology annotation, cellular component: nucleus. The coding region runs from base 267 to 1043 and encodes 258 amino acids. Gene Ontology annotation, biological process: regulation of transcription by RNA polymerase II. The record is from RefSeq and is a predicted model, not a curated record. The transcript is spliced from 2 exons. NCBI's taxonomy places the organism in Eukaryota, Metazoa, Chordata, Actinopteri, Salmoniformes, Salmonidae.
UCAACCAUUCACGACAUAAGAAGCUGAUUUGAAGCUGCAAAGGGGAAAAGCAAGAAAAAGCAAAGGACUUCCAUUGGUUGCAGGGCAGUGCUGGAAGAGAGGAGUGGUGAAUAAGGAAACAGGCUUUAUUAUCUUAUUCGUUAAACCUGUCUCUAUGAUUUUGUGGUUUCGUUCGUUUUAUGUAUUGGGUUUGGAACAGGACUAAGGCAGUAAUUGGAAUGGUCGUAAACCAAGUUCUUCAGCUGUAACAUUGUGAAUAGAAAAACAUGAGCUCCUAUUUUGUGAACCCUCUCUUUUCCAAGUACAAAGGCGGCGAAACGUUGGAACCAACGUACUAUGACUGCAGGUUCCCUCAAAGCGUCACCCGGAGCCACGCGCUGGUGUACGGUGCGGGAGCGGCGGCGCCAGGCUUUCAGCACCCGCCCCAUCACGUCCAAGACUUCUUCCACAAUGGGACGCCGGGGAUCUCCACACCAGGCUUCCAGCAGAAUCCAUGCGUCUUGGCUUGCCAUGGAGAUGCUACAAAAUUUUAUGGAUACGAAGCCCUUCCGAGACAAACGCUUUAUGGCACCCAACAAGAGUCGAGCGUGGCGCAAUACCCAGACUGUAAAUCGUCAAAUGGCACUAACCUCGGAGAAGGACAAGGCCACCUAAAUCAAAACCCGUCUCCUAGUCUCAUGUUUCCAUGGAUGAGACCGCACGCCCCCGGAAGACGCAGUGGCCGACAGACCUACAGUCGAUACCAAACACUUGAGUUGGAGAAGGAAUUUCUCUUCAACCCUUACCUCACCCGUAAGCGUCGGAUCGAGGUGUCUCACGCUUUAGGGUUGACGGAGCGGCAGGUUAAGAUUUGGUUCCAAAACCGACGGAUGAAAUGGAAAAAGGAGAACAACAAAGACAAAUUUCCGGGCCAAAGAGGAGAGAUGGAGGCGGAAGGAGAGGCAGAGGGCGAGGGUGAGUGCGAAGAUGAAGGCAACGAUGACGGUGAAGGAGAAGAAGGAGACAAAAAGGAAACUGGAGAGGAAGAGGACACAAAAGAGUGAUUUGAAUUUCUCUUUUUUAUGAUUACAUGGCUUAAAGUUGAAGAUGGUAGAGAGAGAGAGAGGCCCGGAAAAUUGAAUUGAGAGAGAGCGAGAUCACAUUUUAUGACCACCGUUUAAUUGAGUUAACAAGUAAGACACAUCCUUUAAAGACACAUUUAAAACAUAAAAACAUAUAUUCCACAAUACUGACGACGGAUCAGCUUCUUUAGAAAUAUUGCCAUUUAUGCCUGCACGUAGGCUAAUGUAGGCAGCUUAUUAUGCUUACUCAAUCAUAUUGCACUAAAUCACAAAUUGGGCACAUCAUUGCGCACAUGUUGUCACACAUCAUGAAACACAUAGAGGCAAAAAUUACAGACAUUAGCCUUGUCGCAAAAUAGAAUUCAAUUGAUUCAACAUUAAAUAGAUUUCAGUAUGAUUGAAAUAGCCUAUAUAGGCUAAUCUAGCCAAUUGAUAUUUUAAUGCAGUCAUCUCAGUUUUCAUUUUAAGCGAAAUGUUAUCCUUCACUUGUUUGUAACAAUUGCAAAUACUUUGGCAACUUUGUAUUUGUAGUCAACUUCAUUCUGAAGUUAACGGCAGUUACAGUUACAUGUUUAGCGGAGAUCUUCUGAGAAUAAAGUUACACGGAAGGGCAAAAGAGCGUUUAACGAUGCACUUUGGCUGCUCUACAAGUGGUCUGGAUCACUUCUAUAUGUACGAAGGUUGUUAAGAGCCACGAUACUAACGAAGGCUCCUGGAAACACCUCGGCUACUAAAGAUACAUCAUAUGAAGGUUCUAAUGAUGAUCUUAACGCUACGAAGGCUCUGGGAAACGAUGCCAAGCUCUGUUUAGCAGAAAAUAGCUCUCUUUAGGAGGAUAAUCACUGCUUAUAAUAUCUAGCUUAAAACGAUGCAAAGGCCCACAUAACACAGAGACAAAGCACUAGCAAAACACUCAUAUGGUCCACAGAAUGUACAAGCGGAGGAUGGCUAGAAAUGUUUCAAUGUUCAGUCAAUGUUGUCAUUCGAGGAAAAGGGUUAAUUAUUAAUACACAUUCUUUGUACUUUUUGUGUUUUGUUUUUCCUCCAAAAUAUUAUUUAUGUGGAUUUGGAUGUUUAUUGGGGUGAUUGGAGUUUUUUUUAUUGGCCACUCUCAAUUCCACAUUUGGAGUCAUGAGUAGUCUCUAUAAUGUGGGAAAUUGCAAUAUGGAUUAUUGGUUAGAAGGUACAUUUCAUAAGGGAUAUUUCAUAUUAUUGUCUCAAAUAUACUAGUGUGUGUAUUGUAAUGCAUUUCUUUAAACAUUGUGAGCGCUGAGCUUUUGAUUGCAACUGCCCGGGCCUAUUCUAUCCGAUAGGCCAAUCAAAACAAAGAAGAAAUUCUCCAUAUAUUGAAUAUUUAUUGAUUCUUGACCUAAUUUAGAUAAAUCAAAGAUUCUAAUCAUAUAAGAAGGCAGCAAUAACUUACGCUUAUGUGAUUAGUAGCCUACUGCUGAUUUCAAUAUCGGGAAAUAAGCCUUUACUGCCUAUAUAGGACGCACUUGGAGGUAAUGUUAAAAUCUACCAAGAAAGCUGUAUUGUCAUUAACAAUGUUGAUCUAUACAUUUUUACGAAAGUGACAAGGCAGUCAAAGGACAGGCCUAUAGCUAUAACACAUGUAUUGCAUUUGAUUGCAUGAUACUUAUGGUGCUACUUGUGGCGGUACAGUUCUAGGCCUAUAUUGAUAUAUCUUUGAAACAAGUGUCUCUGCGUCAUACUAGCUAGUCAGCCAUUGGACUUUGUCACAAACAUUGGUGUCCCAACAACUUAAACUGCCUAAAGUAGCCUAAUGCACAUUUAUUUAACCAACAGCCUAUGUUAUAAUUGAUCGAGGAAUUGUACUUCUUCGAAUAAUUCAUCAACUUUUAAACAUUAUUACAUUAUUGUGAUGAUCCAAUAGACUCGUUUUUUUAUUGCACUGAUUAUGGCCUCUAUGUAUGUCUUCGUAUAUCUUGUUGUAUUAAUAAGCUUGAUUUCUUAUGUUUUAAGUUAAAGGAGGGGAUGUUGGUUCUGAAUGCACACACCCUUGACAUUGACUUGUUGAAAUAAAUGGCAAAACCUGAA